GGAAAAGGAAAAUAAAAAAGAUCCAACAGCCUAUGAUCGAACAGCGCUCGCUCUCCUCUAUAUCGCUCUUCAGACUCAAGUCGGCCGCGAGAGAGGUCCCUCUUUGUAUUCUUCACUUUUAGUUUCUUGAGUUAAUGGAGUCGAACCAAGCCAAACCCGGCCUACUGUGCAACCCUGAAGCUUCUCAGAGAACCUUGUACCCAUAUGUAACCGGUACAUCUGUGGUGGCUCUGAAGUACAAAGAUGGAAUUUUGAUGGCUGCUGAUAUGGGAGGUUCUUAUGGGUCUACCCUGCGAUACAAGAGUGUGGAACGAAUGAAGCCUAUUGGAAAGCAUUCUCUUCUUGGUGCAAGUGGAGAAAUAAGUGACUUUCAAGAGCUAUUACGUUAUCUUGAUGAGCUCAUCCUAUAUGACAACAUGUGGGAUGAUGGGAACUCUUUGGGACCUAAAGAGGUCCACAACUAUUUGACCCGUGUGAUGUACAAUAGGCGUAACAAGUUCAAUCCACUGUGGAACUCUCUUGUCCUUGGUGGAGUGAAAAAAGGACAGAAGUACCUUGGCAUGGUUAGCAUGAUAGGUGUAAAUUUUGAGGACAAUCAUGUAGCUACAGGAUUUGGAAAUCACCUUGCACGGCCUAUUCUUCGUGAUGAAUGGCAUGAGAACUUGACUUUUGAAGAGGGUGUAAAGCUACUGGAGAAAUGCAUGCGUGUCCUUCUCUAUCGAGAUCGGUCUGCUGUCAACAAGCUUCAGAUUUCCAAAAUCACUGAAGAAGGUGUAACCAUCUCUCAGCCCUACUCUUUGAAGACUUUCUGGGGUUUCUCUGCUUUCGAAAAUCCAACAUUGGGUGCUGAAGGAUCAUGGUAGUUGAAUAGAGGCAUGGCUUCUGAACUUGAAACAGCUAACUAGGAGCUAAGUUGAACUUUAAUGUGUUUCUACAGUUAUUGGAACCAAGAAUUUGUAACAGUGUUGACUCGAAUAUAGCUGGUUGGCUUUUGAGAAACAUUUUAGCUAUAAUACCCAUCGUUUUCUUAAAUUUGGUGUUGCAGCAUCCAACGAGUAUGAACUUAUUGUAGUGACACUUAAAGCAAUGUCUAUUUUCCUUUGAAUCA
This is a messenger RNA of Prunus dulcis (almond), 1108 nucleotides long. Its product is annotated as proteasome subunit beta type-4-like. Gene Ontology annotation, cellular component: proteasome core complex; proteasome core complex, beta-subunit complex; nucleus. The coding region runs from base 135 to 863 and encodes 242 amino acids. Lineage: Eukaryota; Viridiplantae; Streptophyta; Magnoliopsida; Rosales; Rosaceae. The transcript has 7 exons. The record is from RefSeq and is a predicted model, not a curated record.